Chenopodium quinoa (quinoa) is the source of this 723-nucleotide messenger RNA. RefSeq lists its product as uncharacterized. The transcript is spliced from 2 exons. NCBI's taxonomy places the organism in Eukaryota, Viridiplantae, Streptophyta, Magnoliopsida, Caryophyllales, Amaranthaceae. Bases 1 to 723 code for a protein of 240 amino acids. The record is from RefSeq and is a predicted model, not a curated record.
AUGGAUGUCCUUGGGAAACCGAUCGAUGAUGACUCUGCACAUGAUAUUAUCUUGUUCUCACUCCAUGAUGGUUUUGACAUUGUCAAGCUCACUCAUAAUGAUGAGGGAUCGUCGGUGACAUUGAUCAAUCUUUUGCUUAACCAUGCUGAGGAGUUCCUGAAAAGGAGAGGAAGCGAAUGCUUCUUUUGCGGUAGUUGGCCAUGCCAUACAUCAGGGUGUCCCCACUAUACACCAGUGAAAAUAGAAUGUAAAGAAUUACUUGAUGUUUUUGUUGUAGAAAUUAACCUUACUUCAACUUCCACUUGGGUAUUUGAUACCGGUUGUGGUGCUCACAUCGUUAAUAACAUGCAGGGCUUGAGAGAAAGUAAGAAGUUAGUAAAAGGGGAAGUAACACUUCGAGUAGGAAAUGGAGCAAAAGUUGCUGCACUUGCUAUUGGAAGUUAUCACUUAAGACUUCCCUCUGGACUUAUUUUGGUGCUUAAUAACUGUUAUUAUGUACCAACAAUUACUAAAAACAUUAUUUCAGUUCCUAUUUCAGAUUCUGAAGGAUUUUCAUUUGAAAUAAGAGACAAAUGUUGUUUUAUUUCGAAAGAAAAUAUGUUAUAUGCUAACGCGAAGUUAAUUAAUGUUAACUCCUCCAGGAAUGCCACAGUUGAAUGGUGUGUCAGAAAGGAGGAACAGGACUUUACUAGAUAUGGUGAGGUCCAUGAUGAGCUUUACUGA